UACUCCCUGGAUUGCUGCUUAGGCCAACAGAUGAUCUAUGCCCUCUUAUCUUAUUAAUGCAUGAUCGUGCUGCUGGCUCUGAGGAAACCCGGAUCUACUUUACGCGGUUCUAGGAGAUGAGGGGAGGGACAGGAGUGACGUGGAAUCCUGCCUCACACUCCUGCCAUGGCUGCAACGGUGUGGACUGAUCGAGGCCGGAAAGCCGUGACUGUUUUGGGGACAGUGACCCGAUCCACAUUCACGCACACCGCGUUAAAACCCCAGUAUGACGCACUGGUCAUCGGAGGAGGACACAAUGGUCUGGUGGCAGCUGCUUAUCUUCAGAAGGGAGGACUGCAGACAGCCGUGCUGGAGCGCAGGCAUGUGCUGGGAGGAGCGGCUGUUUCAGAGGAAAUCUUCCCUGGUUUCCACUUCUCCAGGUGCUCCUAUUUGCUCAGUCUAUUAAGACCCCACAUAUAUGCAGACUUGGAGCUCAGGAAACAUGGGCUGAAGGUGUAUAUGAGGGACCCCCAUGCUUUCACCCCCAUGUUGGAGGAGGGGGUGAGAGGUGCCCCGCCAAGGUCUCUAACCCUGGGCUCAGAUAUGGCCAUGAACCAGAGGGAGAUCGGCAAGUUCUCACAGAAGGAUGCUAAGGCUUUCCCAGAUUUUGUUGCACACCUUGAGAAGCUAGCAGAGGCUAUCCACCCUCUUCUGGAUGCUCCUCCUGUAGACAUCCCAGGCGUUACGGCUGGAUCACUGAGGAAGAGGCUGGCUGCAGCUAAAACCCUGAUGCCUGUUGUCAAAUGCGGUCUGAAACUGGGCACAAACAUUCCAGACUUUUAUGAGAUUAUAACUGCACCAAUAAUGAAGAUCCUCAAUCGUUGGUUUGAGUCGGAGCCACUGAAUGCAACACUGGCUACUGAUGCUGUGAUAGGAGCCAUGACCAGUCCAAGUAAUCCUGGCAGUGGGUAUGUGCUCUUGCACCAUGUGAUGGGGGAGUUGGAGAAGGAGAAGGGAGCAUGGGGUUAUGUGGAAGGAGGCAUGGGAGGCGUUUCCCAGGCUAUCGCUAGCUCUGCUCGAUCCCAUGGUGUCGAAAUCUUCACUGAGAAGGAUGUGGGACAAGUCCUGGUUGGUUCAGAUGGUGCUGCUAAGGGAGUGGUGCUGAAGGAUGGCACAGAGAUUCAAAGUAAGGUGGUUUUAUCGAAUGCCACCCCACAUGUUACCUUCAAGAACCUCACGCCACAGGCUGCCCUCGCUCCAGAGUUCAUCAAAGCCAUAGAUCAGAUUGACUACACCUCACCUGUUACCAAGAUCAAUGUGGCAGUGGACAAGUUACCAAACUUCCUAGCGUCUCCAACACCAGAUGGUAAACCCGGACCCCACCAUCAGUGCUCCAUUCAUCUCAACUGUGAAAGUGUGGGGGUACUGGAGACCGCAUACAAAGAGGCCAUGAAUGGACGUCCCUCAGCAAGGCCCAUGCUGGAGAUGACCAUCCCCUCUGUGUUGGAUCCUACUCUGGCUCCCCCUGGCUGCCACGUGGUAUCACUGUUCACCCAAUUCACCCCCUACCACAUAGAAGGCAGGGAGUGGACGAACCAGGACAGAGAGGCAUUCGCAGACACUGCAUUUGAUUGGGUGGAACAAUACGCCCCUGGGUUCAAAAAGUCGGUUGUGGGAAGGGACAUCCUGGCCCCGCCUGACCUGGAGAGGAUCUUUGGGCUCACUGGAGGGAAUAUCUUCCAUGGAUCGAUGUCACUGGACCAGCUCUACCUAGCACGACCUUUGCCCUCUCUCUCAAACUACCGCUCACCAAUUAAAGGGCUGUAUCUGUGUGGCAGCGGCUGUCAUCCAGGAGGCGGUGUAAUGGGUUCUCCCGGCUGGAAUGCGGCACUCACCGCCAUGGCUGACCUGAAACGACGCUGAAACAUCUGACAACAUCAGCGUGUGGUCUGCUCAUUGAUGUCCAUCAGUCGUGUAAAUUUGGCUGAUUUUGAGCCAUAAAUUUCAUCACUCUGCAAAUCUAUCUGAUCGGCACUCUUCACCACAAAGGAUGUUGUGUAUCCUGUUUAUAAGGGUAUCUGAAAAAAAAGAAAGAGGCUAAAUGUUAAUAACUCACAUGGGAUGUAAGAGACAAAGAGAGACUCAAUCAAAGAGGCUGUCAGGCUCUUUAUAGGCCGUCCAGGGAAAAGCUGAAUAUCACUCUUAAUGUAAUAUUGCUGCACAAAAUCUUGUUGUGACAUUACUUUUUAAGGCAUGCGGACAAAUUCCUUCUUAGAAUAACUGAUACUUGUCUUAUUGAAAUGAACUCAAACUGUUUAAUGAUGGAAAUGAUGCACGAUGGGACUUUUUAUAACUUUUUACAAAUAAAUUCAGUUAAAUGUGCUUUAUUUUCUUUAAACCGUGCAUGCUGAUUAGUGGUGUGUCAUUACGUUGUGUGGAAUUGAUAUAAAAUUUUUUAGAUGUGUAACCAGGGAGUCUUUCGUACAGCAGAUAUUUUGACUUGUCAUGGUAGGAAAACACAGGCGUUACUAAUAACAUUAAGGAUAGCUUUGCUCUAAUCAAGUGUCCCAGUAAGUGUCAGAACCUUGAACUUAAAGCAGCCACAAGUUGUUGCAUGUAAUCAUGAAGCAACAAUUCAAUUAAUGUCAGUGAUUGUUUAAUUGAAUGUGGCUGAAAGAUUAGCACUUUGAUAGAAAACCAUUACUUUAAUAUUUAUUCUACUGAUAGGGUUAGUUCAAGGAUUAACAUAAUUGUGGGGUAACCAAACUGGUUUCUCCUCUAAUAAUAAGUGUCUGUUUAUCUAGAAUGACAAUAAAUACCUUACAGAGCAUAAAGACUUUAAAAAAGAGCUUGAAACUUUAUGGUAACUAGUAGUGUGCAAAAAAAAAAAAAAAAAUCUCAACUCAAUUAUCCUAGAUUUCUCCUGUACCCUUGUAAACUUGACAAAAAGCUCAAAGGGUGUUAAGAUUUUACUUAUUUUAAUUGAUUUUAUUGUCAAGCCCUACGCAAUAGCUGUGCACAGUGUAAUUGUAUCCAGCCUGUGAGAUUCCUUUAUUUCCAUAUUCCUGCGUUUUUGUUAGUUGUGAUAAACAUGGGUUA
Messenger RNA from Chelmon rostratus (copperband butterflyfish), 3078 nucleotides. RefSeq names its product pyridine nucleotide-disulphide oxidoreductase domain 2 (gene pyroxd2). Bases 166 to 1902 code for a protein of 578 amino acids. The transcript is spliced from 17 exons. The record is from RefSeq and is a predicted model, not a curated record. Gene Ontology annotation, molecular function: oxidoreductase activity. Lineage: Eukaryota; Metazoa; Chordata; Actinopteri; Chaetodontiformes; Chaetodontidae.